This is a messenger RNA of Helicoverpa zea (corn earworm), 3495 nucleotides long. RefSeq names its product zinc finger protein 84-like. Gene Ontology annotation, molecular function: RNA polymerase II cis-regulatory region sequence-specific DNA binding; DNA-binding transcription activator activity, RNA polymerase II-specific; zinc ion binding. Gene Ontology annotation, biological process: regulation of transcription by RNA polymerase II. The transcript has 5 exons. NCBI's taxonomy places the organism in Eukaryota, Metazoa, Arthropoda, Insecta, Lepidoptera, Noctuidae. The coding region runs from base 75 to 1640 and encodes 521 amino acids. Gene Ontology annotation, cellular component: nucleus. The record is from RefSeq and is a predicted model, not a curated record.
ACAGUUUGACAGUUAUGAGUACACAUCGCAGCGUUUGUUGCUGCUAUUUCUAAAUUGUGAAUAAAUCAUUGAAAAUGAAUAAACAACCGGAGCAGGUAUUUAUUGUAAAUGCUGCCCCGACUCAACCCUCAAGUUCUCCACCGAAACUGAUGGGAGUGGAAGUGUCGGACACCUCACAGGUGAACCUUGAGAAUGUGGAGGACUUUUCGCACGUAUGUCGGAUAUGCGCCACUAUCACAGAGUUUGUCAUACCCAUAUUCUCCGGGGAGGGGCUGCAAAACAACCUAGCUGAUAAAAUUCAUAAGCACUUACCAAUAAAGGUAUGCUCGACGGACGCCCUGCCGGUGGUGGUGUGCUACCAGUGCGCGAGCACGCUGCUGGCAUGGCACGAGCUGGUGCAGUGCUGCGUGCAGGCCGACGCGGCGCUGCGGGCGCGUCUCGACGCCAUACAACAGAAAUCGACAGUUCAGAUUAUAAACGACACCCCCAGUACAGAAGACGACGCACUAAGCAAGGCGGAGGCGCGGCGGCGCGAGUGCGCGUACUGCGGGCGCUGGGUGGCGGCGGCGCAGUACGAGCGGCACGCGGUGGCGGCGCACGCGGCGCUGCUGUUCCACUGCGCCGAGUGCGGGCGCUGCGUGCCGCGCAAGCACUUCAUGCCGCACAUGGCGCUGCACGCCGUGCGCUACGACCACAAGCACGACCAGCCCGGCCUCGCGCAGACCAUACCCGCCGCCCUGCACGACAUGCGCCUCUCCGACAUCACCAUCACGCACGAGAAUGACUUCUCAGAUCACAGCGACACGGAGUAUGGCUUCGGACCGCUCCCCGAAUCAGUGUUUGAUGCUAUAGAGGACUCGCAAGACAGUCAGCCCUUUGAAGACGAUGAUGAACACAAAAAACCUUUGCAAAACAAUAUUGAAAUUAGCAAUAUACGCGACACAACUUCCAGCAUUGGAACCAGUGUCCUCAACGGGUGUAUUAUGAGUACUGGCGUGUUAUCCGACAUGAGUACCGUGAAUUCUACCUCACAGACAGAUGACAACAGUGAUACAGACGUCGAUAUAAGCUGCGCCACAGUAAAGACUGAAGACAGCAAGAAGAGCCACAACAAGAAGUCUCGCAAGUGCCCCAUCUGCGGCAAGGUGUACACGGCGUCCUCCAGCUACUUCUACCACAUGAAGUACUUCCACAAGGGCAGCCGCGAGCACGGCUGCCAGGUGUGCGGCAAGCGCUUCGGCACCAGGUCCUGUCUCACGCAGCACAUGGCCGUGCACUCGGAGCAGUACGAGUACGAGUGUCAGCAAUGUCAGAAGCGGUUUAAAUCUAAAGCGAGCCUGUACAUCCACGGGCAGACGCACGGCGGCAAGAAGGCGUGGUCGUGCGCGCAGUGCGGCGCGGCGUUCCGCUGGCGGGCCUCGCUUGCCCGGCACGCGGCGCGGCACGGCGCGGCGCGGCACGCGUGCGGCGCGUGCGGCCGCGCCUUCGCCGUGCGCGCCGACCUGCUGCGCCACGCGCGCACGCACGCCGCCGCGCAGCUGCGCUGCACCAAGUGCGCGCAGACCUUCGCGCAGCCGCGAUACUUGAAGGUGCACAUGGCGAAGCAGCACUCCGUCAAUCUUGUCAAUGAAUCCCACUAAAGACUGACUAGUAUUUUCAACCGAAUUCCCAAAAAGGAAAUUCUCAAUUCGGAUGUUUAUUGUUUUUUUUGUAAUUACCUACAUUAAGUUUAGAAAGUUGUAAAAUAUAAGGACUUGAAAUUAUGUAUCAAUCCUUUUUUUUUGCAUUAUGUAUAUCUUGGUAACUUGCAGCAAUCCAAAGGGAUAGAUUUCUAUGGUAUAGCUGGAUUAUAUGUACAUGCAUAAUAUUUUUCAUUGAUAUUUAUAUACAUUUUUAGAAUUUACAAAAAAUGUCUGUUUGAUUUAAAUCAUGCUUAAACAAUUCAACUGUACACCUAUAAACAGUACAGUACGAUAACAUUUACUAAAAUCGUAGCUAUAAGAAUUAUGUACUACUGUCAACCCUCUAGAGUUCACUAUUGGGCCCAAAUUGUGAAUGAUAUUACAAAAUGUAAUUAGAAAAAAAUAUGUAUUUGUACCCUAAAAACUCAGAAAAUUCUUUCAUUGUUAGAAAGCUAUCCUAGAAGACUAUCCUCAAGUAACAAAAACUACAUUUUAUUCGGUAUGGCAAGAAGUUACUAUAGGAUCAAGGAUGCUGGGGAAACACUAGUAAAUAUAAAUAAAAUAAAAGAAUUUCUCUUAUAGUAACGCUUAUAAUAGCAAUUACUUACAUUAUUGAAACAAAUAUUAAAUAACUACUUAUAAAAACAUAAUAAAUAAACGUGUAUUUGUUAACAGAUAUUAUACAAAUGAGAAAUGUUCUGUAAUGAAUAAUUUUUCAGAGAACAUGAUUAAUACUUAAACAAUCAUUAAUUUCAGUAUCUAAAGCUGAAAAGUUUGUUUGAACGUGUUAAUCUCAGGGACUACUGGAUCAAUUUGGAUAGCCGAUUUAUCAUAUACAUUUAGAAUAUUUUUAAGCCCUCUGAACAAAACAUUGAAAAUAGAGAUAUAUUGUGAUUUAAAGUAGUUAAUAAAAAAAUCAUUAGUACUUCUAAAAUAAUAAUUAUUUUGUACAUUACAACCGGAAACUAUGUUACUAUCACAUUAAUAUGAUAUUUCUAUAUUAAACGCAUCCUAGCAUAAACAUCAUGUAAUAUUCGUCCAUAUAGUCACCGCUAUGGGCCGAAAGUCGGCAAUAUUAAAAUGGGACUGGGCCGGACACGUCAGCCGAAUGCAUCCAGAAAGAUGGGCCACUAUCGUCGCUCAGUGGACACCUCAGGAUGGACACCGCAGGCGGGGUAGGCCCCGGAAGAGAUAGCGUGACGACCUGGACGCCUAUUGUCGAGACUGGUGGGCUCGGUCGAAAGAUCGAAAAGUGUGGAAGCAAGAAGGGGGGCCUUUGCCCAGCAGUGGGACAUUAUGGGCUAAAAUAAAUAAAAUAGAAUAGUCACCGCUAUGGGCCCGCGUGUAUGUAUGGUAGUGAACACGGUUCAGGAUAUUCUUAGCGUCGAACAUGCUAUUCCUACUAAUAUUAUAAAUGUCAAAGUUCGUGAGAAUGUAUGGAUGUAUGUUAUUCUUUCACGCAAAAACUGCUGGACCGAUUUAGUGUGUUUGGUGAUAACCUGGAUUAACACAUAUGCUAGGUACUUUUUAUCAACACACCACGCAGGUGGAAGCUAGUAUAUAUUUGAUGUAGGAAAUAUAAAUAAUUUAUGUGAAAACUUAAGCUGUAUGGGAUGUACCAUCACUGGCCAGAUGCAUAAUUUGCAAAAAAAAUAUUAAUUUUCUUUACACAACAUUGAUUUCUCUUUUAAUGGAAAAAUAUAAAAGUUGAGUAUAGUUUGUAUACGACAGGAACCCAUGAUGCUUAUGCUAGGCUACUAACUUUUUGUAUAAACCAGUGGCUUUCACAAAUAUAUUUAAUAAUAUACAAAAA